Messenger RNA from Zonotrichia leucophrys gambelii, 1065 nucleotides. RefSeq names its product peripherin 2 (gene PRPH2). Gene Ontology annotation, biological process: visual perception. The record is from RefSeq and is a predicted model, not a curated record. Lineage: Eukaryota; Metazoa; Chordata; Aves; Passeriformes; Passerellidae. The transcript is spliced from 3 exons. The coding region runs from base 1 to 1065 and encodes 354 amino acids. Gene Ontology annotation, cellular component: plasma membrane.
AUGGCACUGCUGAAAGUCAAAUUCAAUCAGAAGAAACGGGUAAAGCUAGCACAGGGACUAUGGCUCAUGAACUGGUUUUCGGUGUUUGCUGGAAUCCUUGUUUUUAGCAUGGGAUUGUUCCUCAAAAUUGAGCUCCGGAAGCGAAGCGAGGUGAUGGACAAUUCUGAAAGCCACUUUGUGCCCAAUUCUUUGAUAUUGAUGGGUAUAUUAUCCUGCGCCUUCAAUGGUUUUGCUGGAAAAAUUUGUUACGACUCUCUGGAUCCCGCUAAAUUUGCCAAGUGGAAGCCUUUGCUGAAACCUUACCUGGCUCUGUGCUGCGUCUUUAACAUGCUCCUUUUCUUCGUGGCUCUGAUUUGCUUUCUCAUGCGGGGCUCCCUGGAGAGCACGCUGGCCCAGGGGCUGAAGAACGGCAUGAAGUUCUACCGGGACACGGACACCCCCGGGAGGUGCUUCAUGAAGAAGACCAUCGACAUGCUCCAGAUCGAGUUCAAGUGCUGCGGCAACAACGGCUACAAAGAUUGGUUCGAAAUCCAAUGGAUCAGCAACAGAUAUCUGGACUUCAGCUCCAAAGAAGUGAAAGACCGGAUCAAAAGCAAUGUGGACGGGCGGUACCUGGUGGACGGAGUCCCCUUCAGCUGCUGCAACCCCAGCUCCCCCAGGCCCUGCAUCCAGUACCAGGUCACCAACAACUCUGCCCACUACAGCUACGACUACCAGACCGAGGAGCUCAACCUGUGGCGCCGCGGCUGCCGGGAAGCGCUGCUCAGCUACUACAGCAGCAUGAUGAGCUCCAUGGGCGCCGUCAUCCUCCUCGUGUGGCUCUUCGAGAUGUCGGUGAUGGUUGGCCUGCGCCUGCUGCACACCUCCCUGGAAAGCAUUGCCAAUCCUGAAGACCCUGAAUGCGAGAGUGAAGGGUGGAUCCUGGAAAACAGCCUGAAGGACACUUUCAAAUCUGCGCUGGAGAACUUGAAAAAGCUGGGUAAGUUCAACCAGGUGGAAGCAGGAGCCGAAGGGGCCGAAGGAGAGGAAGGCGGGAAGACGCCAGCCAUCACAACAGUCAGCUGA